CCGCCCCCCACUCUCGCCUGCCGCCUGCGCCCGCAUCUGCUCACCACACCCUAUCACACUCGCAUAGCACCCACACAAUGACCCGCGGCCGCAGAAAGGACAUGACCAUACCCCCCUCCCGCGCGCUCCUCCAGCAGCGCGACUACCGCGCCCGCAAGGCCCAGUACCUCGCAGACCUCGAGCACCGCGUCAAGAAGGCAGAAGAAGAGAACAUGGUCCUCCGCCAGGAGGUCGACUCCCUCCAGGCGAAGCUCAAGAACGCCGCUCCGCCACCGGCACAGUCGCCAUACGGUCCCGAAGUGCUCACAGGAUAUCCUCCACAGGCCGCAGCGUCCUCGGACCUAAUGCACCACCUCGCCGUAGCAUCUGCAUCCAUAACCCGCUUCCAGCAGCUCGCCUUCUACCCAGGCCCAGCGGGCACCGCGCCCGGAGGGCACCACGUCAACCGCACACCCAUAACGCUCGCCACCCCAACAUACACACCCUCGCCCGGCGCGCCGCCACACUCGCACAAGCUCAGCGUCUCCCCGCGCAUCGAGCUCCCGCCCCUCGCCACCCCCGACCGGCCGCCAUCCGACCGCGAGCGCGCCUCAUAUCGCGAGCCGCUGCCCUCCGUGUACCCGCACCGCUCGCUGCCGAGCUCCGUCAUGGGCCCGGCGCCGCACCACACGCACUCGCACUCGCACCGAUACCCCGGGCCGAAGGACCCCGACUGCUGCGGGGGGUACGUCGACUGCCGCGACCUCGUCGAGGAGGAGGACGACGAGGACAGCGACGAGGAGAUGGAGCUCGACGAGGCGGAGCGCGCGCGCUCGCGCUUCACGCAGCGCAUGUCUGACGUGCGCUCGUCGCGGUCGUCCUCGGGCCCGGAGGACCACGCGCGCCCGCGGUGA
This is a messenger RNA of Trametes versicolor FP-101664 SS1, 893 nucleotides long. RefSeq lists its product as uncharacterized. Bases 78 to 893 code for a protein of 271 amino acids. The transcript has 2 exons. Gene Ontology annotation, biological process: regulation of DNA-templated transcription. NCBI's taxonomy places the organism in Eukaryota, Fungi, Basidiomycota, Agaricomycetes, Polyporales, Polyporaceae. Gene Ontology annotation, molecular function: DNA-binding transcription factor activity. The record is from RefSeq and is a predicted model, not a curated record.